Messenger RNA from Schizosaccharomyces cryophilus OY26, 1716 nucleotides. Its product is annotated as phthalate transporter. The transcript is spliced from 2 exons. Gene Ontology annotation, biological process: transmembrane transport. Gene Ontology annotation, cellular component: membrane. Gene Ontology annotation, molecular function: transmembrane transporter activity. Bases 1 to 1716 code for a protein of 571 amino acids. Lineage: Eukaryota; Fungi; Ascomycota; Schizosaccharomycetes; Schizosaccharomycetales; Schizosaccharomycetaceae. The record is from RefSeq and is a predicted model, not a curated record.
AUGAGCGACGAAACUGACGACCGUCUUACUUAUACAUAUGGGAGUCGAAGUUCACAUUCAUCCGAACCGGAAGAAGACAAAAAGGGAGUGCAAACAUGGACGGUAAAGUCAACUGAAUCCAAGGAUGAUGAAUCGAAAGUUGAUGAUUUGGGACCUCCUCUUCCGUCAAGGACUUUAUACUCUUUUUUCUUUGGACCAAGGGUUAAAAUACCAAAUGAUGCUAUAGCCACGCAGUAUUCGGUUUAUGAUGACCCACUGGCUCGAGAGACGUAUUAUCCUAUUGAUACAUACGAAAAUAAACAUCGGUUCGAUCCAGGUUUUCGAUGGACAUGGGGAGAAGAAAAACGACUUGUAAGAAAAAUGGACUUGUUCAUUAUGCUUUGGACAUGUGUAAUGUUUUUCGCGCUCGAGUUGGAUCGUGCAAACAUUAAACAGGCUUUGAGUGAUAACUUUUUGGGUGAUUUGGGUAUGAAUACAAAUGAUUACAACAAAGGAAUGAUUGUGUUUUAUUGUUCCUUUUUGCUUGCCGAAUUGCCCUCACAACUGAUCAGUAAACGCCUUGGUCCUGACCGCUGGAUUCCCACCCAAAUUACGUUAUGGAGUAUUGUUACGAUAUUUCAAAUAUUCCUAAAAAAUAGGGCUUCUUUUUAUGUUACACGGAUGCUACUUGGAAUUUUAGAAGGAGGAUUCAUUCCUGAUGUAGUUUUGUAUCUUUCCUAUUUUUACACUGGUUCGGAGCUAAAUCUUCGUUUUUCCUUCUUUUGGAUUUCCAAUUCUAUUGCUGAUAUUUUCGCUUCUUUUUCUGCUGUCGGCAUUCUCAAACUAGACGGUCAUCAUGGGAUUGCUGGCUGGCGCUACCUUUUUUUGAUUCAAGGCCUUAUCACUUUAUUCAUUGGAUUAUUAUCCUACGGUAUGAUGCCUUCUGGACCAACCGCUACUGCAUCUUGGUUUCGCGGAAGAACAGGUUGGUUUAGUGAGAGACAAGAGAAAAUCAUUGUGAAUAGAGCACUACGAAACGACCCAUCGAAAGGAACCAUGCAUAACCGACAAGCAUUAACCCUUAAGCUUCUAUGGAAAGCCAUUUGUGAUUAUCAUUUGUGGCCUCUGUAUGCUAUUGGGGUUGGUUUUAUGAUUCCAUAUCAAACACCAUCCUCAUAUUUGACCUUAAGCCUUAAAAGUCUAGGAUUUUCAACAGUCAAAACUAAUCUGCUGGUUCUCCCAUCUAUAUUUUUAAAAAUACUACUUUUAUUAGCAAUCACCUUUUUCAGUGAAAUGAUUGGAGAAAAAACAAUAGUUUGCAUGAGUCCGCAAUUUUAUGUACUACCAUUGUUAAUUGCAUUAUACCUUUUGCCUGGGUCCACCAAUAAAUGGGUGUUGUAUGCAAUCUCUACUUUGAUUGUUGGCACUCCUUACGCUCAUGCCUUGCAGGUGGGUUGGAAUUCUCAAAACUCGAAUUCUGUUCGCACUCGCACUGUUUCCGCCUCAUUGUAUAACGUUUCAGUUCAGAUUGGUAGCAUCGUAUCUGCCGUAAUUUAUCGGGCAGACGACGCUCCUCGCUAUCGACGUGGAAAUCGCGACCUUAUUGUCUUUUAUGUUCAUGUGAACAAGAAAAGAGACAAACUAUGGAAUGGAAUGACGGAGGAGGAGAAAAAACUUUAUAUUGAAAAUACUACUGAUGAAGGAAAUAAGAGAUUAGAUUUUCGUUUUGUCCACUGA